Messenger RNA from Labeo rohita (rohu), 1952 nucleotides. RefSeq names its product Y+L amino acid transporter 2. The coding region runs from base 448 to 1911 and encodes 487 amino acids. Gene Ontology annotation, molecular function: L-amino acid transmembrane transporter activity; basic amino acid transmembrane transporter activity. Gene Ontology annotation, cellular component: membrane. Gene Ontology annotation, biological process: amino acid transmembrane transport. The record is from RefSeq and is a predicted model, not a curated record. The transcript is spliced from 11 exons. NCBI's taxonomy places the organism in Eukaryota, Metazoa, Chordata, Actinopteri, Cypriniformes, Cyprinidae.
AGUUGGUCGUAGUGUUUGCGAAGUGACUGUUGAAGCGGAGGCGUCUGUGAUACCGCUAAUACCACAUUAGCUUACAGCAGUGUAUGUGAAUGCUGGCAUCAGAGACGUUUUCUUCUCUUUUUAUCCUAUAAAGGAGAACUUAUUCUUAGCUUUAAAGUCAAGUAGUAUCGAAAUUAAGAAGUUCGACGGGAAAGCUUAGUUCUGUAAGCUGUUGUUGGAGACUGCACCCAACCAAGCGUUGCCUGGUUCUCUUCCCACAUUGAACUGGUUUCCUCCUGGGUCACUGCAGUCGCUCUAUGGAAUCCUGGGUACCAGAUUUGAUACAGAAAUGAGACUUAGCUGAAAUUCCAGGUUUGAGGUGAACACACCCUUGUGUGGUUGAUGCUCCGACGUCACAUUCCUGCUUCUUUAUUUCUGGAGUACCCAGCUUCUUGAGUUUAGUUCAUCAUGGGUGACGGCGACUCCACCAGUUCCAUGCGUCUAAAGCAAGAGAUCUCGCUCCUGCAUGGCGUCUGCCUCAUCGUGGGGAACAUGAUUGGCUCGGGCAUCUUUGUUUCCCCCAUCGGUGUUCUUGAGAAAACAGGAUCUUAUGGUCUGUCUCUGGUGAUUUGGGUUAUCGGAGGAAUCUUCUCUGUUUUUGGCGCCUUGUGCUACGCUGAGCUGGGAACCACUAUUCGCAAGUCAGGAGCCAGUUAUGCCUACAUCCUGGAGACCUUUGGAGGCUUCUUGGCUUUUAUUCGUCUGUGGACGUCGCUGAUGAUCGUGGAACCGGCCUGCCAGGCGGUCAUUGCUCUUACUUUUGCUAAUUACCUAGUGAAACCGUUCUUUCCUACCUGCCCGGCACCAUAUGAGGCAGUACGGCUCAUUGCAGCUCUCAUUAUAGGUCUUCUUACCUUUGUGAAUUGCAUGAAGGUGAAAUGGGGGGCCAUUCUUCAGGUCAUCUCUACUGUGGCUAAAGUCCUGGCUCUCAUCGUCAUUAUCAUUGCUGGAAUGGUUGUGCUGGCCCAAGGAAAAACAGACAACUUCAGGGAUUCGUUUGAGAACUCUAAACUGGAUGCAGGAAACAUGGCUCUGGCGCUGUAUGCUGCUCUAUACUCUUAUUCUGGCUGGGACACCCUGAACUUCAUCACGGAGGAGAUUAAAAACCCAGAGAGGAAUCUGCCAUUGUCUAUAGCGAUCUCCUUGCCUAUUGUCACAGUAAUCUACAUCCUGACUAAUAUUGCUUAUUAUGCAGUGAUGGACAUGAAUACACUACUACAUAGUGAAGCUGUGGCUGUGACGUUUGCUGACACUGUGCUGGGAUAUGUUAGCUGGCUCAUCCCGCUGUCUGUGGCCAUCUCGUGUUAUGGAGGUUUAAACUCCUCUAUCAUUGCCGCCUCUAGGCUAUUCUUUGUGGGUUCGCGUGAGGGCCACUUACCCAACGUCCUCUGCAUGAUCCACGUCAAACGCUACACACCAAUCCCAGCCCUGCUGUUUAAUGGUGGCAUGUCACUCAUAUUUCUCUGUGUGAAAGACGUGUUCCAACUAAUUAAUUACUUCAGUUUUAAUUACUGGCUGUUCAUCGGCCUUUCCAUAGGCAGUCAGAUCUACCUGCGCAUCAAAGCACCUGACCUGCCCCGUCCUGUCAAGUUGAGUCUGUUCUUCCCUAUAGUGUACUGUCUGUGCAGCGUGUUUCUGGUGGUUGUACCGCUCUACAGUGACACUAUAAACACUCUGGUGGGAAUCAUCGUUGCUCUCUCCGGGGCUCCUGUGUAUUAUAUAUGUGUGCACCUCCCGCCCAGCUCCAGACCCGCCAUUCUGGGACACAUGCUCGACACAAUUUCAUUACAGACACAGAAGCUGUGUUAUUGCUGUGUGGCAGAACCCGGUUUGGACCUGGACAAUCUGCCUGAGGAUCACAAAAAAGAAUAAGGACCAGCUCUAAAGGAAGCUAAACCAAAGAAGCCGGAUUA